Molecule: messenger RNA, 1001 nt
Organism: Ruditapes philippinarum (Manila clam)
Lineage: Eukaryota; Metazoa; Mollusca; Bivalvia; Venerida; Veneridae
Exons: 4
Coding region: 1-993 (330 amino acids)
Source: RefSeq, a predicted model, not a curated record
AUGGCCAAGGGGUUGCUGAAGAGUUCCGUGAGAGAGGGCGCCUACCCCAACACACCACUAGGAGACACCAAAAAGCAAUUACUUUAUUCAUAUAAGUUAAUAAAGGUGAUUUCUGGUUUAAUUCAGAUCUACUUGGAAAGUUUCCCAGCUGGAAGGCGUGCAUUGCAGCAAAAAUGCAGAGAAUUAGAGGAAAGACAUGCUUCAAAGUUAAAGAAGAAGAUUUCUCCAGUAAAAACAGCCAAAUUAGUGGAUAGUAACCUGCCACCUCACAUUGUAGCUAAACGCUUGUCAAAGAUAGCUUCUCCAUCUAAAGUCAAACCAAAUGUUUCAGUCGCUGUGAAAUCUUCCUCGCCAUCUUCUGACAUUGAAGAUGCUGAACUGCUUGAAAUCGGUAAUACAAUAGAGUCAACACUGGAUCCCGAACAGUCAACAUCCGAAAAUAACCAGAAGUGUACCCAGCCGUUGUCAUCUCCUCUUAAAGAACCGGUAACUAUAAAGACGUUGUCUCAGCUGAGGUCAAUUUUUUCAGUGCAGCCAGAAAAUCCCAAGCCUGAUGGUUGGCGUGACACAUUGGCAUUAGCAGACCAUGCCUGGAUUUCCAAGGCGCUAUUUAGGUACCCGGCUAAGAGUAUGGCGGAGAAGAAGAUUGAGCUAAAGACGGACAAUCUUCAACUUUGGAUGUAUCCACCUCAGCCGUCUCUCACAUACACACAGAAACCUCGAGUGGAUAGGUACUUCAGUACCCGUCUGUUAGUCUGGAUGCCGAAAAGACUGUGGAAGGUACAGCUGGUUUGUCUUAAUACCGACUGCCGUAGAAGACAGCUUACGCAUGCAGGUCUCUACCCAAGAGUAGGACAAGUUCUAGAUAUCUGUGACUAUUACAUACUUGCUACAGAAUAUCUAGAGUGUCUUACUUGCGGAAAGAAAUAUAUUGGGUGGAGCCAGACUAUCCUAAGCCAGCUUGAUAUUGGUCAUCGCUACCAUCAAGUCUGAAAAACGAC